AUGGGGAUGUCAUUGCCGACGGAUGCUCAAUGGACGGCUCAAUCCGUCAUCGCUACCCUACCUCACCCGCCUCUUCAGAACACCCCCACCCCAAUUCCUUUCUUCCAUCUCCUUGAGCGAUUAAAGACCACAAAACGCGAAGGAUGGCGACGAUUUGGUAUUGCACACGGUGAAUCAAUAUCCGAUCACAUGUAUCGCAUGUCCAUCAUGACGAUGUUCGCACCACCUGCGCUUGCGGCUAGACUCAAUAUUCCCCGCUGUACCAAAAUGGCUUUGAUUCAUGACAUGGCAGAAUCCAUAGUCGGGGACAUCACCCCAGCAGACACACAUAUACCGAAAAUAGAAAAAGCCAGGCGUGAGGCGGAAGUUAUCGAAUACAUUUCAAAAUCUUUGCUUGGAGCGGUGCCGGGCCUGGCGAGCCAGGAUAUCCAGGAGAUAUUCGAAGAGUAUGAGGAUAACAAUACGCUCGAAGCGAAGUUCGUCCAUGAUAUCGACAAGCUAGAGCUGUUACUGCAGGCUGUAGAGUAUGAGCGGAGCCAUGCGGGGAAGUUGGAUUUGUCGGAAUUCUUCCACGUGCUGCAGGGAAUCAAGCUUCCUGAGGUUAGGGAGUGGGCUGCGGUCGUAAUGCAGGAAAGAGAAUCAUUUUGGGCGGGCAAGUCAAGCGACGCCUAA
Histoplasma capsulatum G186AR is the source of this 672-nucleotide messenger RNA. RefSeq names its product HD domain-containing protein. NCBI's taxonomy places the organism in Eukaryota, Fungi, Ascomycota, Eurotiomycetes, Onygenales, Ajellomycetaceae. Gene Ontology annotation, molecular function: 5'-deoxynucleotidase activity. The record is from RefSeq and is a predicted model, not a curated record. The coding region runs from base 1 to 672 and encodes 223 amino acids. Gene Ontology annotation, cellular component: cytoplasm. The transcript is spliced from 2 exons.